Molecule: messenger RNA, 822 nt
Organism: Protopolystoma xenopodis
Lineage: Eukaryota; Metazoa; Platyhelminthes; Monogenea; Polystomatidea; Polystomatidae
Source: the annotation of a GenBank genome assembly
AUGGCACCGACUCCCUCAAGGUCUCCCGGACUUCACGAAACAGUCUCCAGUUCUGCAAUCGUCUCAACCAAGAAAUCCUCUUCUCCGGCUGAUCCGGGAACCGGCAAAAUGCAUGUUUUCCAGUUAAGUGAGAUAACUUUAAAUGGUUAUUAUCUUGUCCAACAAAGUCUAACACAAACACAUGAAGAUGAGUCUAUAGCCGUGCCAGUCGGAAUGAAGCCAGGUACAGCUCAAGAAUUUACGGCAUCCAACAUGGAAUGGCGACUCAAGAAAAAAAGCCCUUCAGGCCUAAACUGCAGACGUUGGCCUGCCAACUUGGAGGCCGGCCCGGCAACCAGACCCCCGUGUAGACCUCCCCCCAUCACGGGCGCAGGAAGUGAUUGGCCGGCGUGGGUACUCUGUGAACAGGAGGGCGAAGUGAAUAGGCUAUUGAGUGCCAUAAGAGAAGAAAAUGCCUGUCUGCCUAAUAAUUGUGGUGUGAAAGUUGCAUCAGACUGGUCACCCAACAGCCCUUCCACGAGAUUGACUGAAGAACUGUUCCAAUCCUUUGAGGAAGAUGUGCUCGAGGUGGAUACCGUGAGCCUCGAACCCUGCGACCCGAUCCGGAGGAGAGAUAAGAUGGCAACCGCUGAGCAGCAUCAAGCGACAUCAGCGUUCCAUGUUGGUUUCAGACAAAUAGUGCAGCGGAUGCGAUUGUUGGGCUUGAGAGUCAAGAAAAAUUGGAAGAUUCAUGCUGACGCUGUUUCCGAGGCAAUCUCCUUCGAUUCCGGUGAACACGUGCUGAGCUUUCAUCAUAUGACGGACAUCAUCAGAGCGAGGUAA